CAACCCCUCAUAAUCCCACCUCCAUUCAUUUCCUCUCUGUUGCUCUCUGUUUCUCUCUGUUUCUCUCUACCUCCAUGGAUACCCAGCGCACCCCUGUUCUAACUUCCCCUUAUUUCUUGCAAUUCAAGAACAUUGAUGAGCUCCGGCAUUCGCUUCUCUGCACAACUCUGGAGCUGGAACAGACCAGAAUCGCAGCUCAGGAGGAGCUGAAGAACAGAGAUGAUCAAGUUUUAUACCUCAAGAAUCUGUUGAAUCAAGCCAUUAGAGACAGAGAUGAAGCCAUUGAUAAAUCCAAUAAGCUUCUUCUCCAAAAUCUCUUCUUCCAUCCUCCUCCGACGGCAAUUGACGACGACCCCACAACCAGAGGAUCCGAUUCCGACGAGAGUAUCGUUUCCGUUUCAUCUCCCGUUCCUCCGCCGUUGGAAAUCACCAAUUGGCUCCCCGAAAAGCCAUUGCCGGAAAAGGGUAAGCUCUUACAAGCCGUCAUGAAGGCUGGUCCUCUUCUCCAGACGCUCCUCCUCGCCGGACCACUUCCUCAGUGGAGACAUCCGCCGCCGCCCCUUGAAUCUCUCCACUUACCACCGAUUCCAAUCCCACUCCCUACACCGCCGCCGCCGUCGCUUGCCACUAAUUGUGGGAGUAUCAACAAAAAGAGGGCUAUUUCUCUGUGCGAGGAAUCGGAUUCCCCACCAGCAACCAAAUUCCAGAGGCUCGUUUUCCACUGACUUUCAAAAACCCAAUUAAAUUUAUCCCCACUAAUACAUAAUUUUAUAUAAAUUGCACCAAGAACUUGGAAUUACAAAAAAAAAAAAAAAAACAACAAAAAAAGGGUUUUGGGACUGAUCUAGCAUCUGUAUAGCUGCUUGUUAGCUUAGAGUAACUCAAGAAAGUUGUAAGGCUUCAUGUUCACGUGGAUCUGGGAAUAGUUCUACUAGUUUAAUAUUAGUAUACAGCAAAGAGGUUCGAAUUUGGUACUUCAUUUUCGAGUCGAUUUGAAAAUUGUUCGACUAGUUUGAUACUAUCAUUUGGGGACGAGGUUCGAAUUUCUAGGAUUGUAAUAGUAAGUGAUAGUUUAUUAGUGUGUGAGUUUUAAGGGAGAUUGAGGGUGUGGAGAGUGGUUAGCAUAGGGUCCUACGAAUCAGAAUGAGGAUAUUUGCUGGUGUGUGAUUUUGUAUGGAUUUUUAUAUCAAAAGAUUUAGAAGAAGAUUGAUUA
Cucurbita maxima (winter squash) is the source of this 1213-nucleotide messenger RNA. Its product is annotated as ras-associated and pleckstrin homology domains-containing protein 1-like. The record is from RefSeq and is a predicted model, not a curated record. NCBI's taxonomy places the organism in Eukaryota, Viridiplantae, Streptophyta, Magnoliopsida, Cucurbitales, Cucurbitaceae. The coding region runs from base 75 to 725 and encodes 216 amino acids. The transcript has 2 exons.